Molecule: messenger RNA, 4821 nt
Organism: Drosophila kikkawai
Lineage: Eukaryota; Metazoa; Arthropoda; Insecta; Diptera; Drosophilidae
Gene: Gyf
Product: GIGYF family protein Gyf
Cellular component (GO): cytosol
Molecular function (GO): protein binding
Source: RefSeq, a predicted model, not a curated record
GUGGUGUUCCAAUAAUGGUCGCACUGAAAUAUUAGUCGUAAAUUAUAUUUUUGCUUUAAAAUACAUUUGUGGUACGUCGUCAGCCAACGAAAAAUAUUGAACCAGCUAAAGAUCGAAGUCAAACCAUGACAGAUUCAAUGAAAUUUGGGCCAGAAUGGUUGCGCAAUAUGUCAGCUGAGCCUUCCGGCGGCUCCACAAGCACCACAUACAGCGUAAAUGCUGCUGGCGGUGUCAAUGCUGCGACAUCUGCCUCAGCUUCGCGUAAUUUCUUGUUUCCUGAAUACCGUUAUGGCCGCGAGGAGAUGUUGUCCCUUUUUGAUCGCAACUGUUUGUUGCCGCAAAUUUUGCCAUCAUUUAAAAAGUUGUUUGUGGAAAAAGUACAAUAUCCAUUAGCAUUAACGCCGAGCUCUGAAGAGGAUAAUAAUCCAAAUCCUAUAGGAAAUAGCGCGCGACCUGCUUGGUUGCAGCGUUCCUCAGGAGGCUUUGGCUCUUCCUCGCGUGGAACUGGACGCGGUGGAGCCGUUGAUCGAGGCCGAAUGAGGGGUAAAUCUGUAUAUCAUCCAAUAUAUCAACGUCCCAGUGGGAUUUUCGAUGAAAAUUCGACAGCAACUUCUGCAAUGAAUAUCAAGCAGCCCGUCGAACGUAAUUGGAUUGAUCGGAAUGGAACUGGGGAUUCGGCGAUAUCCAAUAACACCUCGACAACAACAAUGAGUGGUGGAGGAGGAGGCGGUGGUGGCAUUCUAGACUGGAAUGGUACGCCAAGCUCGAGUCCGCGAAAGGAGUUUGCCAGUCAUCAUCGCAACAGCAACAUGGAAAACUGGCGACGAACUCGAAAUGAAGAUGGUUCCGGGGAUGGUCCAGUAGUGACUGGCAGUGGUUCAGAUAUGGCCACCGGGUGGCGAAGCGGCGGCGGUGCAAAUUCUAAUAAUAGUUUUGGUACAAACAGUCAUCGAUGGGGAAGAUCAACAAGUUGGCGUGACGAUGACUCCAAUGUCGAUAGUCAACAGACAAAUGUUAUGAUGCAUCGUUCCAUUUCCUCUGCGGGCACUUUAAGCAUUGAUCGUGAAAGGAAACAAUCGGGAAUGGGAACGGUUCACACUUCUGCCCGCGUUUCAACAUCCUGCGUGAAGAGCGCUCAAAUGUGGCCUGGUGUUGAGGCAGCCGUAAAUGAAGAUAAUUUACCGGAAUGGGCAAUGGAAAAUCCAUCUGAAGUCGGUGGGAGCUUUGACGCCAGCGGUGCUUUCCAUGGAACUGAUCAUGAUAAUAAGGAUAAACCGAUAAAAAAUGCAUUAGAAAAGACUGAUGCUAAAAUAGAAACGAAAAUUAUAAAAGAUCAAAGUAGUGAAAAUGAAAAUGAAAAAAUUCACGAAAACUGCUCUAAUGAUGCACAAUUAAAUACGACCAAUAAAGACAACUGUGAUGUAACUGCAAUAGAUUCAAAAACUACGCACGGUACAGACAUUUCUGAUAGAAUCAAGGAAGUAGCUGUUGAAGUUGAGAAAUUGAUAAUGGAUGAUGAUAACAAUCUAAGCUCUAGCAACAGUCAGAGAUUUGCAGCUGCUGACCUUAUAAUGGAAUCAAAUGCAAUUAAUGAAAGUGCAACAUCAGGCGAGGAAUUGGCUGCUCCAUCUUUACUUCAAAAUGCUCCGUUUGCCGAUCCGAUUCAUUUAAGUCAUCUGCAACGUCACCAGCCGCAACAAUUACAUCAGCAGCAACAGCAGCCAGCGCCGCAACAUUUCUCUCUCCUUUCGCCUGGACCAUCAUUACAUCAACAUCAUUCGCAUUUGAUGAAUUCCUUGAAUUCGAACAUUAACGAUUUGUGGUUCUAUCGCGACCCACAAACGAACGUCCAGGGACCGUUUAGCCCUUUAGAAAUGACAGAGUGGUAUCGUGCAGGUUAUUUUAAUGAGAAUUUAUUCGUUCGUCGCUUUGCGGACAAUCGUUUUCGUCCGUUGGGCGAACUUAUAAAAUUUUGCCAUGGAAAUAUGCCUUUUACGCACAGCCACCUAUUGCCAUCACCGUUAGAAUUGGAAAUGGAAAUAGGUGAUCAAAAGCCGUUACUGGAAGGAGGAGGCCUGCGAGGUGGAAAUCAGCAGCAGUUACUGGAAAGGGGUAGUCUUCCUGUUGGAAAUCACCAGGAGCGUUUACUAGAGGGAGGAGUUCAGCAACAGUUACUUCCAACAGCCGCUACGCUUCCAACUGUUGCACUGUCAACCGCUGCACUGCCCAUAAUUCCCUUGCUUUCACGUAAACAUCCAAAUGAUGAGCCCCUUAAAGCCAAUGCAACGGCCGCCGCUGAAGCUCUUACCUUGGCCAUUAAGGGAAAUUUAAUGGGUAAUACAUCACAAUUGCUAUCGAUGCGGUUCCAAAUGCUGCAAGAUCAAUAUGUUCAGCAUCAAGAAUACCAAAUACUUGCGGAAUUGACGAAAAACGAUUGUUUCCAGCGGCUUUCGGCUAUUGAACGUGAAGCUAUAGUACGCCGAAAAGUACAAUUAAUUGCUCUUCCCGAUUAUUUAACUAGUUUAAAUGGCUUAGGUAACACUUUGUCCGUCAUAAAUCCAAUGGCAGGUAGAGAACUAUUUAAUUUGGUGGCAGAGCAGAGUAAAAAGGAUCAACAUAGUGUUCAACAACGGUCAAUAGUUGGUAAUAAUCUAUUAGAUGCUAAUAACUUUAUAUUGAAUGCACAACUAAUGCAACAACAGCAGCAGCAGCAGUUAAUAACCCCCAAACCUGAAGACUUGCCGCCAAGAAAUGAUUUGGAUUUGUUAAAUGAGUAUAAUUUGCGAAUGUUAUUACGUGGCAACGGUCAGCAGCCAACAGUUGCAGCAGAAUCUCCUCAGCAACUUCAUUCUUCGGUGGAAGAAACACAAAUGUUAACUGCUCAAAACUUAAUGAUACCCAUGUGGCUGCCUCCCCAGUCAGUGAAGCCUACAAACACCUCUUCGCAAUGGCCAAAAGGAACGCUAUGGGAUGUGGCUACUUUGGAAGAGGAACAGAGUCAACAGCAGCAGCAACUAAUGAUGCAAAAAGAGCAGCAACAACCAAGUAGUAGUUUUGUGGACAAAAAACUUCCUGAGGAAGACCUGAAGAAUGAACAGAGAUCCUUGGAAGAACCCCAGGAACCCCACGUUGUAACAGAUGUACAUCACGAAGAUGUAAUUAAAUCAUUGAAUGAACCAUAUAAAACAAAGGAGUAUAAGCCAUCAACUAAUAACAAAUUAAAUUCAAAUAUCAGACAACAACAAAAGCAAGUCAACGAUGAGGAUCAACGACGAAGAGAGCAGACAGAGGAAAAGCGACGCCAAAAAGAGGAGCGUAAGCGACAACAACUAGAAGAGGAAAAGCGUAGGGCCCUUCAAGAUGCGGAAGAAAGAGCCCGACAAGUGCAAGAGGAAAAGGAGAGACAACAACAAAUACAAGCCCAACGUCGUAAAGCUCUGUUAGGUAGCAAUAACAAUGCUCAACCUCAAUCUACGAAGGAUUUAUGCUUAAAAACCACCGGAGACCAGUCACAAGAGCCACAGAGAUCCUCUGUCCGUUUACCAGCCACAUCCUUAGCGCCUUGGUCACUCGCGCGAUCAUCGAAUUCUAAUAGCACCGUUGCCCCCGGUCUGGCUGAGAUCCAAAAAGCAGAGCGUCGCGAGCGCCGGGCUGACCAACAGCGUCAUCAGGAGCAACUUGACAAGCGAUCCCGUGCCAAUGCAGCAGCUCAAGCUGAAGCCAACGAUGUUCUCCUUAAAUGGCAAUCGGUGGCAUCAACUCCCAUGCCAGUUAUGAGUCUAGCGGAGAUUCAAGCGGAAGAAGCCAAGCGAUUAACGAGUGAGCUUCGAAGGGAUAUAGAGCUUCAGCAGCAUCUUGGUACUGGAUCAUUACCGGGAGGAGCAUCUUCAGCAGCGUCCGGAGGAGGAGGCUCCACGAUGUCCAACAUUUGGGGUAAUGUCAAUAAGGCAUGGAGUGGUGCCUCUCCACUGACUCUUUCUGGUUCUUCUGGUUUAUGGGAUGAGACAUUAGGUAAUCAUCAUCAGAAUUCAUAUUAUGGAGGAGGAGGAGCUUCUUCCACUGCAGCGUCCACCGCCCCCAGGUCUUCGUCAAUUCUACAGACACAGAAUAGAUCUAACACGAACCCCCAAACAUCGCCACGAAAUCUCCGAAAAUGUCAAACAUUGCCUGCUAUUAAACCACAAAAUCAAUCCGAGAAAGUGAAACCAAAUAAGAAAACAGUUGCAGCUUCAACUGAGGAAAAGGAUAAAGAUCGAAAGCCACAAUUCAAGGGGCAAGCAGAUCCCUCAGUAAGCAAGGUUCAUGAGUAUGAAAAUGAGUUUACCAACUGGUGUAUUAAGAGCUUGGACAAUAUGUCUGCCAAAGUUGAUGUACCAACAUUUGUGGCCUUCUUGCAGGACUUGGAGGCGCCAUAUGAGGUUAAGGACUAUGUCCGCAUAUAUCUUGGUGAAGGAAAAGAUUCAAUGGAUUUUGCCAAACAGUUUUUAGAACGUCGCAGCAAAUACAAGAGCUUACAGCGGGCACAAAAUGCACACAACGAUGACAUGUGCAAGCCAGCGCCGGCUAUAACUCCAUCUUCAAAUGAUAAUACUGAUAAUAAGAACAAACAGAAGAAAAUCAAGAAGAACAAAAUGACGAGAAUGGAUGCUCGGAGCAUUCUUGGAUUUUCAGUUACAGCCGCCGAAGGUCGUAUUAAUGUCGGCGUUCGAGAUUAUGUUGAUGGACCAUAACCUACAAUUUUAUAUAUAAAGUUACAAUUACAAAGGUCGUAUGAUUAAAAAAUAUUUAAAUUUGAAACAAUAAACCACGUUAAAUAUCAUA